Molecule: messenger RNA, 2557 nt
Organism: Acaromyces ingoldii
Lineage: Eukaryota; Fungi; Basidiomycota; Exobasidiomycetes; Exobasidiales; Cryptobasidiaceae
Exons: 5
Coding region: 165-2501 (778 amino acids)
Biological process (GO): RNA 3'-end processing
Molecular function (GO): nucleotidyltransferase activity
Source: RefSeq, a predicted model, not a curated record
AUGGACUGUGUCGGUGCCUUCAUCACACAACUACCAACAACUUCCACCGAGUCUUUAGGUUGGGUUGGCUCCAGGGACAUAACAGAGAGCGGCUGAAGCCUUGAAGGGGGAUUAUCAAGAAGGGAGGAGAAAGAGAGAGAUAGGGCGGGAGAAGGAGGACGACCAUGGCGAUGCCAGACGUUGGUUGGGCGAUUGCUUCGAUCCGCGGAGAGGCCAUUGGAAAUGAUGAUGGACCGCUGCUGCCGCCGGCGCCAGCAAAGGCUCCAGAAGAAUCAGUUGAAUCGGCCGAAGGAGUGAAGAGCAGGAAUGAGAGCGGAAGGAGAGGCGGAAGGGGUAGAGAUGAUCGCGGGACGAAUAUCGAAGAGAAAGGAAAUGAGGGAAACAAGGUCAAGACUGGCGAUGAGGUAGUGCGCAUGCAACGGCAGGCCAACGACGGACGGAGCUCGGGACAGGAGAGGAGCGAACCCAAGGUCAAGGCAAGACUCGAUGCCAUCGAGACCGAGAUUCACUCUAGGGAGGAACGAUAUGCACGAGAGCGUUCACAAUGCGAGUCAUGGCGUGGUGACCUCAUGGCAAACGGCCAGCUGUCCGCUGAGGAGCUUCUAGGGCGUCAGAUUAAGGGCUUGUGGAUUUCGACAAGACCGAGCGAAAGAAACCUCCGUAUGCGCGCAAGCAUUGUCAAAGACGUCGAGAGGUGGCUCAGCACUCGGUAUACCUGGGAGGGCUGCGGGCUACAGGUAGAGGCAUUUGGGUCGACAAAGACGGGGUUGCUAGAGGAGGACUCUGACAUGGACCUCGUCCUGAAAGAUCCAACGAGGCCACUGGGUGUCGGUACGCCAAAGAAGGACUACGUUCCUCUUGCGCCUGGACUUCGACCUGGCCGCCUCGAAAAUCCUACUAUUGCAGGCGAGAAUGCUCCAAAUUGGAACAGCGUUGCACAUGUGGCGAGGAGACUCAUGAGCUCGAGGUACUACGUAAAUGUGCUCCCCGUCACGAGGGCAAAGGUCCCAAUCGUCAAGUUCACACACGGACCAUCGGGUCUCGUCAUGGAUCUCAACAUCAAUGAUCGCUUUGGCGAGGCCAACUCGCGAUUGAUAGCCGCCUAUGCGAAUGUCCGUCCAGAACUUGUGCGACCGCUACUCUUCGCUGUCAAGCGUUGGUUUGCCAGACGUGGUCUCAAUAACCCCAGCCCUGACCGAGGACAUCGAAGUCUCAACAGCUACACCAUCUGCCUGAUUGCUCUGCAGUUCCUCCAGCUAAGGGGUUUUGUGCCAAAUCUCCAGUCACCCUCUCUGCUGGCCGAACUUGACAUGCCAAAAGAGGUCCUCUGGCAGCGUGUACAACUGGCCAGCGAUAGAGGCAGAGAUCGUCGGAGAGCCAAGAGGGCGCAGGCAGAAGCCAAAGGCGGAGAUAUGCACAUCGGCAGAACCGGAUCUGAUGAAAAGGGGCAGGAGUUCGAGCCCCGCAGCGACAGCGCCGCAACCACCACCACUGCUGAGGAAAGUGCCGUGCCAGACGAAACCGCCACUGAUCUGGUCGAUUCACCAAUUGACGACAUCAUCGAGCUCGGCAUUACAGUCGACCCGGACACAGGGGCGCGAGGAUUCGACACCACCUUUGCGACUCUUUCGACCGAGCAACAGAUCGAGACUGCUGCAAGGAUUUCUCAAAGCAAGGUGCAUGAGACUCCAUUCGAUCCGAAGCGCGGCACCAACUUCAACCUCGAAGAGCAGCUCGGCUCGCUGCUGCGUGAUUUCUUCGAAUGGCUUGCUGAUUUCGACUUUAAUCGAUACGGCUUCAGCCUCAAACACGGAGAGCCCUUUCUUCUUCAGAGAGCGCUCACAGGCGACGAAGGACAUAGUUUCAAGCAGCCGCACCAUUGGCAAGAUGAGCCAAUCGUGUGUCAGGACCCGUUCAUCGUUGAUCGGAACACGGCAGGAGGCGUCGUUGAAGAGAUCAAGGGCAUCAUUGUCAGCGAAGUCAACCAAGCAUUCAAGUCCCUCGCAGGACCGAAAGCUGACUUCCCCUUGCUGUGCGAUCUAUGUGCCGAUAAGGUGCUUGCUGAUCUCAGGAUGGAGCAACAAUCGCUCCGAAGCAAGCAUCAAGACGCCACAAGGAAAGUGGACGUCGGCAUGCCCAGAGGUGCUCCAAAAGGCCCUAGGGCACGAGCAAAAGAGCACGCCAAGGGUGCCAAAGACCAAGGCGGGAAGAAAGACGGGGAAAAGUUCUCCACAACUACCGCAAAAGAACCCGCACCGGAAGCAGGGAAGCAGCAAAAGGCACGCCAAGAGAGGGGUGCGAAGGCUGAGCAAGAGACAGAAAAGGGAAGCUUUGACGGCAAGGGCCACCGAAAAGCCAGAGAGAAGGGCGCCUCCCGUGUUCCACAGAGAGCGAAGGGCAGGGGCCGAGGCAAGCAAGGUGGGAAGGCGAACGAGAGCGUUAGAGGCUCCGGUGAAUCGCCACAAGCGCAGGACCAUGUUCAUCAAGAAGAACGCAUGUAGUAGUAGUUGCUGUAAAGGGGUGUUGGACUUGUUCAAUAAGAAGCAAAGACGCGCCA